CUCCGUCAGACUCUUAUCCUUAUCUUAGUUUAUCUAUCCGAAAUCCUCACCAAGUUCACUCCAAGCGAAUUCACCACUGGUCAAACAACAUUGCACUUUGACAUACAUCGACUAGCGACGACUAGCAAGCAAAAUUGACGAGAUCAAUUAUCCGACACGUAGAUGUGCCAUACCAAUGCCGCCCUCAAGGCCACUCCUUUAUAGUCAUCAAUCAGUGUUACAGAUUCAUCCGUCACGCCGCUACUUUUCGCAUGGACCCAACGUUCGAUAUGUAAAGGUGAUCAAACGACCUUGGUCCAGAGGCUUCAUCGCAAAUAUAUUGCUCUGUGGAAUAGCUGCAUAUUUCUGGAGCUCAUUUGUUCCGGCUCGAAAGGAUAAUACGUCCAGCAAUACGGCCUCGCAGACAACUGUUGACAGUCAUUCUGCACCUGAAACAACAAGCCGAGACCGUAUAGAGGCUGUAUUCAUUCCAACUGGAUGGUCACAUCUGGAAGAAGGCAGAUUAUAUGCAGCAACAGACCCUGAGUGGAAGGAGUUUGUCAAAAUCUCCCAAAGCCCUGAAAAGCUUCAGUCGCUCAAAGGUAAUCUAUUAAGUGAGCGGGCGUGCUUGUCAGACUCAUAUAUGGACUUCAAGACCUUGGACAAGCUUGGUGGCGCGUCGCAAUCCGAGUCGCCGAGCACGCAUCUCCAGCCUUCAUCCAUUUUGGCUACAUUGCGAUGGCUACCUCUGCCAAAACUAGGCCCUGGUUCUGAUCUACACGACGCGACGCAGGUUUUCAAGAAACGGAUUGACGAGUGCCAGAGAUCGGACUCACGUGCUUAUCGUCAGGGAAUAUUCUUCAUUCGUGGGCCUGUGGGCCUCAAGGGCUCGCAGGGUUCCUGCAGAAUCCAAGUGGAGGGCGAAUAUGAUCCAGUAGCCUCACAGUGGGUAUCUGUUUCUAUGCACCUCAACGAUUUAGCGUUUCUAAGCCAAAAGCCUUUGGGUCGCAAAUGA
Messenger RNA from Aspergillus nidulans FGSC A4, 994 nucleotides. RefSeq lists its product as uncharacterized. The coding region runs from base 176 to 994 and encodes 272 amino acids. NCBI's taxonomy places the organism in Eukaryota, Fungi, Ascomycota, Eurotiomycetes, Eurotiales, Aspergillaceae. The record is from RefSeq and is a predicted model, not a curated record. The transcript is spliced from 3 exons.